UUGCGGCUGGCGAGCGCGGCGCCAAAGCUUUUGGCCUUGCCAAUCACUUCUGGGGUCGUGUAUUGUCGUUCGGCUUCGUACCCCCGUGAUUUUAGCCAGUUGAGAGCGAUGUUCGUGGCUCGAAGCAUCGCGGCUGAUCAUAAGGACCUAAUUCACGAUGUCUCCUUCGAUUUCCACGGGCGACGGAUGGCGACCUGCUCCAGUGACCAGAGCGUGAAGGUGUGGGACAAGAGUGAAACUGAAGAAUGGCACUGCACAGCGAGCUGGAAGACACACAGUGGAUCAGUAUGGCGAGUGACAUGGGCCCACCCAGAGUUUGGCCAGGUGCUGGCCUCUUGUUCAUUUGAUCGGACUGCAGCUGUGUGGGAGGAGAUCGUGGGAGAGUCUAAUGACAAACUGCGAGGACAAAGUCAUUGGGUGAAGAGGACUACACUGGUGGACAGCAGAACUUCAGUGACAGAUGUGAAAUUUGCCCCAAAGCACAUGGGCUUGGUUCUAGCCACCUGCUCUGCAGAUGGGGUUGUGCGGAUUUAUGAGGCCCCAGAUGUCAUGAACCUGAGUCAGUGGUCCUUGCAGCAUGAGAUCUCAUGCAAACUGAAUUGCAGCUGUAUUUCCUGGAACCCUUCCAGUUCCCGUUCUCAUUCGCCUAUGAUAGCAGUGGGAAGUGAUGACAGUAGCACAAACAUUGGUGGCAAGGUUCAAAUUUAUGAAUAUAAUGAAAACACCAGGAAAUAUGCAAAAGCAGAAACCUUAAUUACUGUUACUGAUCCUGUGCAUGAUAUUGCUUUUGCUCCAAACCUUGGAAGAUCAUUUCAUAUUCUUGCAGUAGCAAAUAAAGAUGUUCGAAUUUUCACACUAAAACCAUUAAGAAAAGAAUUGAGUAGUUCCGGAGGCCCAGCAAAAUUUGAAAUUCAGACAGUGGCACAGUUUGAUAAUCACAAUUCUCAAGUAUGGCGUGUCAGCUGGAACAUCACUGGUACAGUCUUGGCAUCCUCUGGAGAUGAUGGAUGUGUCAGAUUAUGGAAAGCUAACUAUAUGGACACUUGGAAAUGCACAGGCGUAUUGAAAGGAGAUGGAAGUCCCGUAAAUGGUGCCUUAAACCAACAGUCUAUGGGAAUUCUUAAUCCUUCUGCAGUGUUAAGCAAUUCAUCCUUGCAGAAUGCAUUUAAUGGAUCAUCCGCUGGAGGGAGGAAACUCUGAUACAUCUCACCUCUACACUCACAAUGCCCUUUUCAGCAGAAAGAAAACACAACUGAUCUCAAGCUAACCGGAGUAACCUUGCUGUUUUGCUGCUUGUUGCAUGCACACAGGAAUGGAAUGUGAACUCCCUUCACCCUUCCCCAGUGACAACUGAUAUCUCCAAAGACCAACCUGCUUGCUAAUAACCUUGGAUGGAAGGCUUCAUAAAAUUAAAUAUUUUUUCUCCCUGUUAGUGUUUUAGUUUUGAACAGUUGGCACCAAUGUACAGGCAGCUCAAAGGAGAGGCAAAGAGCUUUGCACUGUAGAAGCAGCCUUGAAACCUAAUUUUCAGCUUUGGAAGCUAUAUAUAAUAUUCAAAUGACCAAGAUUACAGAGAAUUCUUCAAACUGAAUGAAUAGAAUUUAAAUUGAUUUUGUGUUAUGGUACUCUUCUAAAUAGUGACUACACAUAUGAUGCAGUGACCACUCUGGUGUUACACAUUGAAAGUACUGUUGAGGAUAUAUAACCCCUAGCAGAUAUGUGCCAUCUUCCCAGUGUGGGACCAAGAAUGUUAUGUGUUCCAAUUGGAACAGGUUAAAUAAACUGAGGUUUACAUUGUCAGUAUUGUGUGUACUCGUUUUUUUAAAUCAUUGUCAUAUUUCUAAUUUUCUAUUUUCCUUUCUCCAAACUUUGGUAAUACUUAUUGAUUAAUAAUUACUGUGUUUACAUAAUUUAUGAACUAUUUGAAAAUACAAGUAAAAAGUAGUUAAAGAUCAUUGAAUGGAUACAUUAAAUUGCCUUUCGUGGAUACUUUCCUAACCAAGUCAUGGUAUUUUACUUCUAUUAUUUUAGGCAUUUGUAUCUUUCAUUUUCUUGUAUUCACCAUAUUUCUCUUUGUCUUUUGUUCGUUUGUCCCAUUUUUCUCUCUCGCCUGUCUUCCUCUACAUCGUUUCAGGCCUUUCUUUCCCACUUCGGACCAUGCUAGGGCUGGAUCGAGAUGGUCCAGUUAUGCCCAGCUUCCGCUUCCUCCUCCUCCUCCUCCUCCUCCUCUUCCUCCUCCUAUGGCAGAACAGUCUUGUGAUGCUGACACAACCCAUCU
Messenger RNA from Mobula hypostoma (lesser devil ray), 2278 nucleotides. RefSeq names its product SEH1-like (S. cerevisiae) (gene seh1l). The transcript is spliced from 9 exons. Gene Ontology annotation, molecular function: structural molecule activity; protein binding. Gene Ontology annotation, biological process: positive regulation of TORC1 signaling; cellular response to amino acid starvation. Gene Ontology annotation, cellular component: nuclear pore outer ring; Seh1-associated complex. The record is from RefSeq and is a predicted model, not a curated record. NCBI's taxonomy places the organism in Eukaryota, Metazoa, Chordata, Chondrichthyes, Myliobatiformes, Myliobatidae. Bases 109 to 1200 code for a protein of 363 amino acids.